Molecule: messenger RNA, 6749 nt
Organism: Paramacrobiotus metropolitanus
Lineage: Eukaryota; Metazoa; Tardigrada; Eutardigrada; Parachela; Macrobiotidae
Exons: 10
Coding region: 684-6641 (1985 amino acids)
Source: RefSeq, a predicted model, not a curated record
CGGAUUACCAAGCUAAUGGUUAUGCAAAUACGCGAGCAUAGGGUAUAAACUGCGUAACCUACGAUAUCGGUAUUCCACGCUACUUUUGCCACACAGUCAUGGUUAAUGCUUUUACCUUGUUUACCGUAGCAAUAUUUAUGCCUUCUGGAUGUAGCAAUUUUUUGAUUAUUCUGAUUGAAAGGGACAGCUUGUAUCUGUCUCGGUAACAGUAACGUAUAACACAGCGCCACGUCUAGCAUAGCAAGCGGUCAUUCGAGUUUUAAAGCCGAUCAUAAAAACCGGCGGUGGCUGGGAAAUUUGAUAGUCCGCUCGUUUCCGUGCCAUGGCGUCGCUGCCAAUCAGUGAGUGCAACUUGGUUCUCUUCUCUGAUGUGUACAUCAAGUAGGACGACGACGCAAAGAGAAAAACCGAGAUUUGCCUGGACAACAAACACCGCAGCCAUAUAACUACGGCAAAAGAAUUUCCUUGUCAAUUUCCAGCCAACUGCCAACAAUACAACAACGUGGACCGCAUCGCUUACGUGUAAGAUUGUUUAAACGUCUGUGCCGGUUCAUCUACAUUUGAAGUUUUCUCCUCUUCUUCGUGAUUUAAUCCAUGUGCGCUGCUAACCGUGCAACUGACUGGAAUCCAGUAAGUUUUGUACGAUUUUUGAUACAUAUUCUGACUGAUUCAUCUGCGCCGGUAUGCUAGCCGGAAUGCAGCCGUCCGGUGAGCGCUAUCUCUCUCCUCCCGUCAGUCCCCGUAAAUCUGUGAUAGUGCACACCAAUUCAGCAUUCAAACCCACACCGCUUCCCAUCCCCAAAGUGCCCGAGACACCAUGCGUGCCUCUCAGCUACCCUACGGCGGAGGUGCGCCACCCCACCUUGGCGGGGCUCCUGCGCAACAGCCACCAGCCGCUCGCCCCGCCAACAUCCUCCCCCAAAACCCAAUCCCAUUCGCCCAAGCAAGACAUGGGCCAUCCUCUCCACAAGCACUACUCAGCGCACCCCGUUCCGGAAAUCGUAACACCGGCGGUGCCGAUUGCUGAGUAUGUUCCACUGACCGGUCAGAAGAAGACCGCAUCGACGUACACGCCCCGACCACGCGCCACAACCACGGUCGCGUCUCUAAUCCAGUUGCACUUCCCGUCGUCGUCGCCGCCGCAGAGGCGUGACAGCGGCACCGCGGGUGCGUUAAUGGAGACCGUCAUUCGGGCCAGUUUGGAUGAGGAACGCGAGAGGAAUAACUACAAUCUGCUACGAGCGGCACGGUCCCCUGACGUCGUGAGCACCAGUACGGAAAAGUGUCCACAACUGCACGCGCUCCUAUCGGAUAACUCGGUACCUGUGCGGAAUGCACCGGUAUCCAGAAACUUCGGGCAGCCUUCUGCGGUAGCCCAGCGACAGCCAACGACAACGGUGUCUUCCAUCAUUCAGUCCACCCGGCUCCCCGUAGAAAAACCGAAGCGAACCGAACGGUCAAAUCGGACCGUGGCGGAACUGAUCUUGCAGGCUCAAUAUAACGAACAAAGAAGUAACGAGCAGAUGGAAUUGCUCAAAAAGGUGAAUCCCGUCACGGUUGCCUCGAAUUACAGCACUGCUCCAUUGAAGAAGCGGAUCAGUGAACGAGCGCGCACUCCAGAAGCGUUUUUCGUUGAAAGAGUGAGAACUCCCGAAGUGUCCUCUGUGGAAAGAGUGCGAACUUCUUCCAUGUCGUUUACUGAGAACCCCCGAAUCCCUGACGUGUGUCUUGGUGAAAUAGCCCGCAUUUCUGAAGUGUCGUUUACUGAUAGAACACGUUCACCUGAAGUGACCUUUGUCGAACCACAGCAUUAUAGCCAAGAAAUCUUCACUUCCAGAGAAGAUCGUAGAUUCAACACCGAUUACAAAGCCCACAGACUACAAGCGCAACUGGAUAGAAUCGCAGAGCGACGGACCGAACACGUCGAACCGAGCUGGGGUUCGUCGCGGAUGGACGCUCUACAGUUUGGAGAGCCUGCACCGAUCCGCAGCGUGUCACCGAUCAGUGUAAAGCCUGUUUCUCCAGUUAGUGUAAAGCCUCCGACGGUACCUGACUGGAAGAAAACUUACGCACGUUCACUAAUGGAGCUGCAGACAGAACCAGAGGUGCCAUCUACACAGCGUUUUGACUACGUUGCGACUAGUGUCCAAUCACCGGAACCUGAAACGGAUAAAAGCUUCCAAUCAUCAAAAACCGAAGCGGUGAAAAGCAUCCAACCACCCGAACCCAAACCGGUGACACCAAUGCGUACUCAGUCACCCCAAAUCGAAACUGUGGACACUAUUGACAAGAAAUCGCCUGAUGCAACUGAAGUUGUGCCACGCAAUGCGGAAGUUUUACCGGUUUCUGGAGAACCGAAUACAGACAAUGCUAUUACACCAGAACUUAAGGCAACAGAACCUCUUGCUACAAUAUUACCGGAAUUGACUUCUGAAACUCUGAAAAAUACGACAGAUGCCUUACCUGAAACGUCCAAUGAUAUCUCUGUGCCAGAAACAGUUGUGUUCACGGAAAAUCCCAUGCAGCAAAACGCUUUUGACACCGAGAUCCGCGCGAUGACGUCUAUUGAAAAUUUACCUGAAAUUGUGGCGAUCACUAAUGCUGCGUCACAUGAAGACCAGGAUGCAGCCAACACUGCGUCCACGUCAGAGAUGUCGCCUAUUGUGACGUCAGACAUUGACAUUGCGCAGCCAAUCAUAGAGCCGAUUUCUGACGACGAAGUUUUUAACGUACAGCCGAUAAAAGAGCCACAAUCCUUAUCCUCUCAACGACAUGUGCCUGCCUCGUCAAACGUUAUCACGGAAACUGUACCGGCUGUGCCAGUUUCUCUAGCUGCACCCGCGGCACCCAAAGUCAAGGAGACAAUGCCCACUUUGUCAUCGGACGGUUGGGGACAGGCCCUGAUCAUGGACGACGUUCCGCUGGAUCUGUAUUCCAUCGUCAAACGCCGUCAUGCCUCUUCGUCCAGCUCCAUCAUCCAGAGUAUGAUUGAUGAGAACAUCGAACAGCAGAUCGGGCUGGGCAAGGGUAAGACACUGAGAACACCUGCACGCCACGCACACGCACGCACGAAGACGACACGGCGACACCGCCGUACUAUACGUAAGGGUCACAACUCGUCUGUAACACAUACGGAGUUUAAGAAGAAAACGAAGAAAAGACGUGCGACAAAAGCGUACAGUACUACGCCAUCGGAUGCGGAAUUUUCUGAAAACGAUGAAAACAGUGCGGACAUUUCUGACGAUGACACGGACAGUGUGGAAAUCCCUCUUCCCUCGAGGAAAACGGACGACGAGAAACCCGCUGACCCACAGACAGUUCGAACUGCAACGCCAGUUUUACAGCGGGAGAUUCAGCCGUUGUCAUCAUCCCGUACAAACUGCACGAUUGACCGAAUCUCGGUUAUUGCCGAUCGGUGCUGUAUGAACGUGUUGCCUGAUUCCGCUGCGGAACCAGUUUUGCUGGAUACCAGCGUAUCACCAUCGUAUCGUGUAAGGUCACUCAAAGAACUCUGCUCUACCGAACUCAAUAAGAAAGAAAAGAAACCGGCCUUCACGACGGUCCAUCCCGGCAAUCCAUUGUCGCCUGUAGUAUGGAACGCCCCUCGCGAGCGCCGUAUUAACAUAAAAAAGAAACGCAAGCGCGCUCGCAGCCAUAUCACAUUUAAGCGUCCAAAGAAAAAACAACCCGGUACUCCGCUGAUUCAAAGCCGGAAACCGUUUUCCACGCACUGCCCGUAUUCGGGUCUGCCGACCAUUUCACCGUUUCUGCCGCCAGCGGCCGCUCAAUAUGUCCAGCGCGCCCUGGAGCAAGAGCUCAGCCAGCGCAAGAGCCCCGCGCAGAGUCGCAACGCGUCCCGCGCGACGUCGGUUAUUAAUGCCGAACGACCGGAGAUCCGUCGGCGCUCGCAUACGCCGGUUCGCGCCACACCGAAACCGCUGAAAAUGGUGAUCGGCCGGUCGCGGUCCCUGCGCAGCUCUAACUCCGUCUCGGAAAUGGAGAUGCCGGAGGCGCUGCCUGAGUUCGACAGUGCGCGCUGGAUGUCUUCCAAAUCCCAGUGUAUGAGUUUCGGGAUGCCGUUGCCGGCGAACAUCGGGCACAUCUUCACCCCCGAAUUCGUGGGGAGCGCGGUAAAAACGGAAGCCGAUAACUACGAUGAUAUUAUGGAACUGGCAGUCGAUGCGGAAGCGCUGAAUGGAAGCGCCUUGUUCUUGGUUGCCAUGGAAGAUGGCUCGUUUGGUAUUGUGUCCAUACCGGAAACUUCGGAUGAUAGUGUAACGGAUAGCGGCGAUACGAUAAGCGAUAUCGAUAUCAACGAUAUACCACCGUUAAGAAUUACAGAUGAUAAGAAUGUAUCCAGUUGUCAGCUGGGCAAUCACAAGGAAGCGACAUUUACCGACGAUGCAGGAACGUAUCAGCAUAAACUGCUGGACCGCUUCCGCAAAUCAGCUAAAUCAGACAAAUUCGCUGAAGGAAUACGGAAACGGUCACAAUCUCGGUCUCCUGACUAUGAAAUUGUGCCAUCAGAAAACGACACUCAAAAAAUUACAAUUAAAAUCAAACAACACACCCCGUCAAACAGACGUGCAAAGCGUCGCAAACCAACGGGUUGGGAUCAUGAGCGGCCGAAGAAACGCAAGGUGCGCGACAGCUUCUGGUCACCCGAACCCGAUACGCUGUUUGGCCGACGUCAGUCGGCCAUCUUUCGCGAUCCGUAUGAAUUCCCGGACAGUCCGCAAUCGGUUGACAAAAGCGACACUGGCCUGACCGUUGGAAUGCAUUCGCUCUUUGGCAGUAGUAGUCGACACCAUCGAGAAUCUCUUGAUGAAAUCCACACGGAAGCGCUGUAUACGGACGCCAAGUAUCCCGCCACGGAGAAAAUCAGCAUUGGCGAAUACCCUAAUGCAACUGAUAUCAUGGAGACGACCUUAUCCAGCGCUGACACAUCUAGCGCCAGCGCGCUUCUCCCCUCCUCCCCCACGGAAUCCGCUACAAAAUCCUCCAUCUCCGAUGACGAAGAGGAUGAGGAAGCUGGUAAACUGGAGAUCGCAGUCGAAUCCAUCGAUGAUGCCGCCCACAAAGUGUCGAUAUCGCUGGACGGUGGACGACCCGCCGACACCGCUGAGGGGCCGACGGACGACACGCACGACACCACGAUCGAUCAGCCCCUGGCCGUUGCCCCGGCCUACGAGUUCAACCGGUACGAAACCGUUCUCUUGGGCGCCGAAAUUGAUAUGCAGAGCGAGACGAGCUCCAUCAUGGAUACCUCGGUCGAUCUAGAAAGCGCCGAACCGGUUUUAAUAUCGAUUCCGGAGGCCGGUGAAACUGCAUUGGAGACCGAUACGGAAAUUAAUGCUCUGCUGGGGAGCAUAACGGAAAAACCAUCGGAUAGCAUGAAAGAUGAACCCGUGGUCAAGGCACCGGUGGUGGAAGUUGAACCGGAAAGCGAUAACCGCGUUCCCAUCGCUGAGAAUCUGAACGCCGACACGGCGGGGAGUUCGGAUAUAUCAUUACAGUUUUCAUCGACACUUUUACAGUUGUUAGAUGCUAAUGACGCCACGCAGCCGCACGUGCCCGAAGAAGCAACUGAAGUGGUUAAUAAAAAUGAAGAAAAUCCAGCCAUUUCGGCUGAAUUGCAAGCCAAGCGGAAAUUCGUAUCGAGAUUCGGACCGCCGUUGAAAUCCAGCGAAAAGCCGCUACCAGCGGUCGCUUAUGACAGUUCCACAGAGUCGAUAACGGAGCACAUUAAGACGCUGUCUGCACCCCGCCCACCGUUGCUACCCACUCCUACCACACCACCCAUCACUGCUGAAAUUACCGACAAGAUUUUCAAGCACCACGAACCACCCUACAAACGUCUGGAAAACUUUCGGCGGAUGGAGAAAGACGUAUCGGAGAACGCUCGACCCAUGUUCUACAACAAGCAUAAUCGCUCAAUGUCGCCGUUCGCGCAUCCGCGUCAGGACAGGAAACGCAUUCAACGUCUGCGCUACGACCCGAUUCGGCGCCAGGACCGGCGUAAUCCUCUGCCGCGGAAUAAGGGUAAUUCCAACCACACACACUUCCGCACUACUAACACACGCUCUGACCCCGCCGAAUUGCAGUGUCCCCAGCGCACGGAUAUGCAGCGCAGCAGCAGGCUUCCUCGUAAACGGACCAAACCGCUCUGUUACGCUGAUGCAGUGUACGCUCCCGAUACUAUGUCUUUCGCAUCCACCUUAGCCGUACCGCUGAUUAACCAGGAGACAGCGACCCGCGCCCACUGUGUGCAGCAGGUGCGCCACUACGUUACCGACGCCGUGUGUCUGCAGGAAGCCGUGACGGUUGCCACGCCGCCGCCGCCCGCCUGGCUGCAGAAUGUCGGUCGUGCGGUCAGUGUCACCAUGGGUGACAUUAUGUCGCAACCCAUCCUACAUGAAUCCUAUGAGAAACUGCAAGUGACGCCGUAUGGGAAUCUGAUUGUUGAAAGUAUUAAGUGUGCGGGGGAUGAUGCGGGCUUUACCGGCUUUGCUGUACAGUUCCAAGGGUUCCCCUCUGUGGUGGCGCUGCCCGCCGAGACGAUGGAGACCUACUUUAUCAAGGACCUCAUGCAGUACUACGCCACGAGCACGAAUAUUGUACCAGAAGAUGGACAAUCCUAAGGUCAUAAUUUAUUUCACCUUAACUGCAGCGCAACCGCUGCAUCACAGCGUUUUGUUCUUAAUUUUCUGCUUAUUUUUCUAUGUGACCAAUAAACUUUUGAAUCAAUA